AUGAUAAUGAAGGUUCCUAGUGUAACCCAGACGUUCGCAUUGAAGGGGAUGAGCCACUCCAAAAUGAAAACACUGCAACAACUUCACAUCCUGAGGUUUCUUGAGAAUGUAUUUAUUCCAUCUCCCACUACCACCAUUUCUACACCCAUCACUAUUGUUACAUGCCCAUCUGUUACUUUGGGCAUUUCGCAAACCCCACCCAUUUUCAACGAUUCCACCACGACACCAACAACAUCUGUUGAGGCUCCUAUUUCUGUCAACGCAUCUGAUGCACGAACAGGAGCUUCAGAUGACUUUGCGAGAUUCUCCAACAGUUCAUUCAACACCAAGACUGAAAGUAACGACGAAGCUCCCGUCACGAGAGGGCAACUCAAGGCAAUACACACAAAAUUGGACUCACUGCUUCACGCUUCAAAGGCAUCAUCCACUGAUGAUUAUUCUCAAGAAACAAUCAAGUCUCUUCUUGAGACCCUUACAAAAGAGCAUUCUGCCAAGCUUGAAUAA
Molecule: messenger RNA, 504 nt
Organism: Lactuca saligna
Lineage: Eukaryota; Viridiplantae; Streptophyta; Magnoliopsida; Asterales; Asteraceae
Source: the annotation of a GenBank genome assembly